GUUGACUACAAGAAUUUAAAAAAUAAGUUAACAUUAUCGUAAUCGUAAAGAGAAACAAACGGAAGAGGAGCCGCACCGCAGCAGCACACACACCGCAGCUUUGAUGACAAAACGGCGAGCUUCACCGAACGUACUACCAUCCCUCACUCACUCUCCAUCCUAAUCUCAUUUAUCACUCCCAAAAUCAAAUACUCGUUAGGGUUCAUCCUAUGUACUACUGAAAGCUAGGGUUCUUUCUCUACUCCCACACUCUUCUCUGUACAAACCCCCCCUUCGGUGUGAAAGCUUGCUCAACGGACCGGCCUCAACCUUUCUGAACAACAGACCACUCUGCCAUUAACCAAAGUGAAGCUUAAGGCUCUAGGGAGUUAGAUGAGCGGAAGUGGCAGAAAGCUAUCAUCAAACUGGGAUUCAAGAGAUGAACCUGAGUUUGCAUCCGAGAGUGUUACUAAUAGCAAUAGUUCAAGGUUUUUGGAAAGAAAUGAUAUGCUAAACUCCAGAAUGGGAUUUUCACGCAUGGAACCUUUUUCUGGAGGCAGAGGUUCAAAUAAGGAUGAUGUUGGGAGCGAAGACUACAAAGUUUUGGAUGCUACAAAUGCACAAGAUACUGAUGGAAGUUACAAUAUGAAAACGUCUCCAGGGUUUGAGGAAUGGAAAAUUAGGAAGCAUAGUCAAUAUUCAAAAAAUGAUUACGGCAGGAGAAGUAGGAGCCAGAGCCGGAGUCCUUCACGUGGUUUUAGGUAUUCAGAUGUCGAUGAUCGGAACAGAAUUAGGGCUGGCAGAUCGACAAAACCUUGUAGAGAUUUUGCUGUUGGGAACUGUAGAAGAGGCAGCCAUUGCCAUUUCCUUCACCAUGAUAACCAAAGUUGUGAGGAUAGCAGGGAAAGUAGACACAGGCAAGAUGGACCCAGAUAUUCUAAUCCCCGUGAGAGUGGGGAUUAUUCUAUUGCAGAUCGAAGAUCUAAUGAAGCUUGUAUUAAUUUUGAAAAGGGAAGGUGUAGAACGGGAGAAUCAUGCAGGUUUGUCCAUCAUGGCAAAUCCAAUGGGUUUGAUAAAGUUUCCACAUAUGAAUCAUCUAGGGAAAGGGAAGUUGAUAGAAGACACAUGGAUAGUUCAUUCAAGCAGGAGGGCCAACACUAUCCAAACCACAAGAGUAAUAUUCCUUGCAAAUAUUUUGCUCUUGGAAAUUGUCUUUACGGUAAAGAUUGUAGGUUUUCUCAUGAUAGACACUCAUUUACUAGCCCUAGAUUAAGGGAUGAUAGAUCAAGGAGUAAUCAAGGUGAAGAUCAAGUGUUGGAUAGACAAAAAAUGAGCGAUUCAGUUACUCCUAAUGAAAGGCCAAGGGAUGAUAGAUGGGUUUCAGAUGGCAGUAUGGCUGGUGUAGAUAAAGUUUGGGAUGGUCCAAAGCAAAAUGAUUUAGUCGCUGUCUCUGAUACUGCAAAGCUGGUUGAAGACAAAAAAAUUAUAAGCGCUCCCGAACCUGGAUUAAUGACUUGGCCAAUGAAUGAUGGAUUGGAUUAUAGCUUAAACCAGAACAGAGUGCAUAAUGAAUCACCGUUUUCAAUUGUUUCAAUUGAUAAGAAAGAAGCCAACUGUCGGACUGAAGAAAAUGCAGUUGACAACAUUCUCCUUUCUCAGUCACUAGGUGGAGCUGGAGGCAUUUGGCCUGGUGAUGAAAAAAUGUCUCCUGAUUGGAAUUAUGGUUCGAGAUCAUCCAGCCAUAUUAAAGACGAGGAUGGGCAUAAUAAGCAUCAAGUUGCUCGAGGUCAAGGACUAAAUCAGAAUGCUCAGAACAUAACUGCUUCCCACGUGGUUGGACAGAGUCAAGCAACAGUUUCCAUUGUUCCUCCGAGAGCAAGAAUUAUUGAAGGUAUACAGAACCAGGAACUCUUCACUGAGAAAAACUACAUUGUAGAACCAAAUAUCACGAAUGCAAGCCUAUCACACACCAGUUCAGUAAAUACUCCAACUCAGAACGUAGUCAGCAAAGAACAACUUGCUCAACUUAGCUGCCUCUCGGCCUCUCUCGCACAUAUCCUUGGAACUAAUCAUCAGCUUUCACAACUUCAUUCUACUUUAAAUUUUUGUGACGCAAAGGACACUCUCGUCGUAAACAAAAUUGAAGGGUCUGGUAAUCCUGUUUCCAUGACAUUCAUCAAACCAGAUUCUGCUAUUGGAUUGAAGCAGUAUGAUCCAAUCCAUGAUAGUAUGGAGCCCAAUAAUAUCAAUGCAAGUGGGGUCUCUCCAACCUUUUCUCCCAGUAUGAAGAUUGCAAAAAAUGCAGUGGUAAUUCCACCACUGUUAUCUAACCCGGGAAUUUUUUUUGACGAUUCUUGUAAAAAGGAGACUAACAAAAUGGUAGCUGAACUAAAGGCAAGCUCUCAAGCUGAAAAUAAAAUUACAGAAGAAAAUAGUCCUUUGGAAAACAUGGACCAAGAUGAUGGACCUGAUGAGGCCAAGAAAACAAAGGAUGUAAAGGGGAUUCGUGCAUUUAAAUUUUCAUUGGUAGAGCUCACUAAGGAGAUUCUGAAACCAACAUGGAAAGAUGGUAAAAUCACCAAAGAAGAUUAUAAAGCAAUUGUGAAGAAAGUUACUGAGAAAGUAACCGGUACAGUACCGCGGGUACAUAUUCCUCAGACACAAGAGAAAAUUGAACGCUACUUAUCAGUAUCAAAACCAAAGCUUAACAAACUUGUACAGGUCAGUGGUGGUUCUCUUACAGAUUUCAUAUGUAUGAAGGAUUCAAAAUCUAGUCUCCAAUUUAACUUGGUUUUAUAGAUGAAUGUGAGUAUGCAUGCAGCUUCAGAAACCAUUGAAUUUUCUAGAAGGCUUAAUUUGGAUGUGGAAAGACUUGUAGGAUAGUUUUCAAAAAAAGAGAUUAAAUUUUGUACCUAGGUGUUCAUUUGUGCUAUAGAUUUUAUAUAUGUAACUAUACUUCAUCAUUUGUGCUAUAGAUUUUAUAUAUGUAACUAUACCCUUGAUUUUUUUGAAAAAUUACACCUACCUUAUUCUCAGUAGUGUUCUUGCACGAACAUUUUUUUAUUAAAUGAAAAUACACAUUAUUUCUCCUAUUUAAAUGGACGGAUUAUAAAUUAAUUUUCUAUAGGAUCUGUUUGGUUCGAACAAGGGAAGUGAUUUUAGUGGAGGGAAGGAGAGGAAAGAUUAAUGAGAUAUCUUGUUUGGAACGGGAGGCGAGAAAUUUAAUGAGAUAAUUUUGUUUGGUUAUAGGAAUGGGAGAGAUUUUAAUGCAGAAAAAAAUGCUUAUUCACAUUUUAAACUCUUGUAAUAUUUAAUGUAAGGUUGUUUUGGUCAAUACUUUUAAGAGUUUAUAAACACCUCUCCUUUCCAAACCCUUCUGAUAUUGAAGUGGAGCUAAAGUUGUCUGAGGAUUUUGUUUCUGCCUACACUCUCCUCUGAAAUAAUUCAACAAAAAAACUAAAUUUAAAAUGGUCCUUCCUCUCAACCAAACAAACAGACCCUUAAAUGUAACAAAGCUAUGGAGGCUGGUGUAAUUUUUCAAACAAGAAGAGUAUCCUUGUAAAUAAUGUGAACUUCAAUAAAAGCCAGUAUAACUACUCCUUAAAUAUAUUGUCAAAAAAAUGAACAUUAAAUUCGUUCUUGGGUCCUUUUCUUAAGUAGCUUUUUAUUUCCUAACUUAAUUAUUUUGUUGAUUUAACUAAUAACCUACUCUUUUUCCCCCAGAAAAUUAGAACGUCUCUUUCAAAAUAAAGUCUUGUCUUAUAAUUAUUCUCUUUUUGUGCAGGCAUAUGUGGAAAAGGUUCAGAAGGCUUAGUGCAAGUAUAGAAAGUUGGCUGUGUAAUAUUGUUCACUAUUUACUAUAUUUUGCUUAUUACUGUUUUCAUUUUUGUCUGUCUGUUGCAAGUAGUUUUCUGCCCUAGAUCAUCAGUUGAUGUACUAUAAUUGAAUAAAUCAAGCAGCUGUUGUAUAAAUAUAAACUCGAGUAUUUUAAGUGUAAUGUUGUGCUAACGUUAGUUUACAGCCCCAACAUCAGGCAAUUGUUAUUUUUAUGUUACCUGUUUGAUGCAAUCGUGGGAAGAGACGCCAUUUUCUCUUAGAAAUAAUGGGAAACAAACAGUUAUUUUUGGGUU
Messenger RNA from Trifolium pratense (red clover), 4109 nucleotides. RefSeq names its product zinc finger CCCH domain-containing protein 38. The transcript has 6 exons. Gene Ontology annotation, molecular function: metal ion binding. The coding region runs from base 373 to 2778 and encodes 801 amino acids. The record is from RefSeq and is a predicted model, not a curated record. NCBI's taxonomy places the organism in Eukaryota, Viridiplantae, Streptophyta, Magnoliopsida, Fabales, Fabaceae.